Molecule: messenger RNA, 660 nt
Organism: Dioscorea cayenensis subsp. rotundata (Guinea yam)
Lineage: Eukaryota; Viridiplantae; Streptophyta; Magnoliopsida; Dioscoreales; Dioscoreaceae
Product: ferredoxin-like
Exons: 1
Coding region: 110-562 (150 amino acids)
Biological process (GO): electron transport chain
Cellular component (GO): chloroplast
Molecular function (GO): electron transfer activity; 2 iron, 2 sulfur cluster binding
Source: RefSeq, a predicted model, not a curated record
UCUUCUCAUCUUCCAUCCUUGCCUAAACUUCCUCUCUAUCUAUCUCUCUAUCUCUCUCUCUCUCUCUCUCCCUUUCUCUCCAACACUAGUACUACUAUCUCUAAACUCCAUGGCCACCACCACCACCACUUGCACCUUAUUCACAACUAUCCCCUCUUCCUCCUUCACUCGCCGCAACACCUCAUUGAUCUCACUCCGCUCCUUUCCGGCCAGUUCCAAGCUCUUCGGCCUCGACCAAGCGCGCGGCGGCCGUGUCACAGCCAUGGCCACGUACACAGUGAAACUGAUCACUCCGGAGGGCACUAAAGAACUGAAGAUGUCUGAGGACUCCUACAUCUUAGAUAGCGCUGAGGAACAAGGUUUUGACCUGCCUUACUCGUGCCGGGCCGGUUCGUGCUCUUCAUGUGCCGGUAAGGUCGUCCAAGGAAAGGUCGAUCAAUCUGAUGGAAGCUACCUUGAUGAUGAUCAGAUGGAGGCAGGCUAUGUUCUUACCUGCGUUGCUUUUCCCCAGUCCGACCUUGUCAUUGAGACUCACAAAGAAGAAGAACUCAUGGAAUUUUAAUAUAUUAUAUAUUCAUCUUGUUGUUCUUGGUUGUCUCUGUUGUUGGAAACUUUGAAUAAUAGUUGCUGCUUUGAGUCUGGAGCUGGAAAUUAAAUGGA